CCUAGUGACCUAGCCCAACCUAACUCUUCACUAUGAUGGAAAAUUACAAUUUACAAUUGAAAAAUGGUUGUAACCAGACAUUUGUUGAAUAGCCGGUCGACAAAUUGUAUCCGAAAAUAUAAAAUCUUUUUUAUCAUUGGUAUCAGUAUAUUAUGUAUUCAAGUAUAUUUAGCAUAUUCUUUUUUAACAUUAGAAAACGAAGAUCGAAAAACGCCUAAAAAACGUAUUACUGACUUAAAAGAUUUUUCUCACUCAGAAAUAGGAGAGGGUCUUCCAAAAGGAACACGGCAAUUAAAAUUGCCACCUGAUAAACAAGCAGGUCAAAAUAAAUUACAACAAUCACGUCGUAAUCGUACAAAUAUUGUUACUUUAGAUCGAAAAUCACUUAAUUUUACUCCAAUCUGUGAUGUGACUGGACGAGAGGCAGUUAGUGCCAUAACACGAGCACAAUCUCAAAUAUGUAAAGAGUAUAUAGUCAAUGUGACGUGCCUUAGUCAUCAAGGUUUAUUAUAUCCAAAAACCUUAAAAUCAUCCUGUCCUCAUUCAACAGGUUUCACAGGAAUUCCAAAGAAUAUUGGUUGCUUCAAGGAUGAUAAACUUUUUCGCAUUCUCAAUGGUUUUAAUACAAUUUUUAAAAAUAAUAAUUCCCCACAACAAUGCGCAUACAUGUGUUUACAAUCUGGAUAUUCAUUCGCUGGUACCGAAUACUCAGUCGAAUGUUUUUGUGGAAUGGAAGAGCCAUCUCAAACUAGUCGACUGCCUGAUUCUAGUUGUAAUAUGAAAUGCCCUGGUGAUUCUAAACAAUCAUGUGGAGGUUAUUUAACUAUAAACGUUUUCCAUACUGGAAUUAAAAGAUUUAAACCCCAAGAAGCAAAGAAUUCUAGUUCAAGUCUAGUGAAAGACAAGCCUAUAAGAAUAGCGUAUUUAAUUACUGUCAAUGGCAGAGCUAGUCGUCAAGUUAAACGUCUAAUUCGUACUCUAUAUCACACUUCUCAUCUUUUUUAUAUUCACGUUGACGCGAGACAAGACUAUUUAUAUCGUGAAAUGUUAGAGGUAGAAAGAAAGUGUAAAACAAAUAAUAUCAAAGUGGCAAAAGGUGAAGGCUUGCGACACGCAAGUAUUUGGGGUGGAGCGAGUCUUUUGACAACUGUUUUAAGUUCCGCAAGACAAAUGCUCGCCCAUUCUGAACCAUGGGAUUUUUUAGUUAAUUUAUCGGAAUCGGAUUUUCCAAUUAAAAAUAAUACAUUAUUGACUGAAUUUCUUUCAUUGAAUAGGGGAAUGAAUUUCGUUAAAUCCCAUGGAAGGGAGGUGCAACGUUUUAUCACUAAACAAGGUUUGGACAAGAGUUUUGUCGAGUGUGAAGCACGUAUGUGGCGUAUUGGCGAUCGAAAAUUACCAAAUGGUAUUCAAAUUGACGGCGGAAGCGAUUGGAUCGCAUUAAGUCGAAAUUUCGUGGAAUACGUUGCAAAUCCAAAUCCAGAUUCAUUAAUAGCUGGUCUUUUAAAAAUUUUUCAAUACACAUUGUUGCCAGCUGAAUCAUUUUUUCACACAGCAUUACGUAAUUCAAAAUUUUGUAAUUCUUAUGUUGAUAAUAAUUUACAUGUGACAAAUUGGAAGAGAAAACUUGGCUGCAAAUGUCAAUAUAAGGCAGUUGUCGAUUGGUGUGGAUGUAGUCCUAAUGAUUUUAAACUUGAAGAUUUUACACGUUUACGUGGAACAUUGCAGAGAAAUUUAUUUUUUGCAAGAAAAUUUGAACCAAUUAUUGAUCAAAGAAUUAUCGAUAGAGUGGAACAUUGGUUAUAUCCAUCUUCAAUAAAUACAACAGUCAAUGCAAAGGGAUACGAUAUGUAUUGGCAGAGUCUUUUUCAUCAUGCAGAUUUAAGUCCACUUGCCGAUGAUACACUUUUAACUAUUUCUAAUUCACUUGCAAGACUUGCAUAUCGUAAUUUUAAUAUUGAAGAGAAUAAUGUUCAUCUUUUAGAAACAACGGCUUAUUUUCAUGAAAAUAGAUUUGUGGGUAUUUUAAUAAGAGCCGAGGCAAAUGUGAGAAUAAUUGAAUCGUCAACAUUGCAAGCUGAAUUUCCCGAGCAAAUAGAAUUAUUGAUUUAUUUGAAGAAAUUUAUAUCAACUAGUUCUGAUUGGUUAGGAAAAAUACGCGAUCUUAGCGUAAGCACUGAUUAUGAUCAAAAGGAACAAACAUUUAGGAAUUUAAUUAGUGGAUUGGGACCAUUUUCCAGUCCAAUUUUAGCCUAUGAAUUUGAAUCGGAACUAGUCACACCGCAGAAUGUUACAAUUUUGUGGAUUGAUCCAUUAGGAAUAUUAGCGGAUGUUAAUUAUAUGCAGUUAGAAGAAACAACGCUUGUGGGACAUGUGAGGCCACAAUUAAAUGAACGAUUAUUAAUUGGAACAUGGCAAGUUAUUUUGGUAUCCAAUGGUGAAUUAAUGGCGCAAUUAAAAUUUUUAAUAACGCCAUUGGCUUAUUGGAAAAAUCAAAAAAUCUCUACUGAUAAAGCAAGAGAAAUUCACAAUGGUUCAUCUGGUCCUUAUCAUAUUGCUAAGGAUUUAGUGCACAAGUGGAAAAAUUUCUUGAAACCUUUAAUAUACUCGGAUGAAAAGCAACGAAUAAAUAAUAAUAAUAAUGUUGAAGAAAGAAUUGGUUCCGAGUUAAAUCAAUGGAUAGACAAUUUAAUAAUAGAUUAUUAUGAGAUUAAUAAAAUUUGUUACGUUAGUGGUCGGUUUAAGUUUAAACCGAUUUUACAAAAAUGCUCUUCUACUCGAUGGAGCUCCUUGAGCUCUGAUACAAAGUCUGAUGUUCAUACUAUAUCGUUGUCAAAUCAAAUGUUGCGAAUUUUGUUAAUUUGUAUUGUUUUUUUAUUGAAUGAAAGCAACAGUCAAUAUGUUCCCCCUGAUGCAACAGUUCAACCUCUUCAUCCAAUAGGAAUAAAAAUUUCUAUUCCGGAUGAAGAAGGAAUUUCUUUGGUGGCAUUUCAUGUAAAUUUUAAUAAAGAAUUUUUUGGAUUGGAGGCUGGAACAAUAGCACGAGAUAUAAUAAAACCCAGAAAUGGAAGAUGGACUUACGAAGAUCGAAGUACAAAAUUGAAAGAAGGAGAUGUAGUUUAUUAUUGGCUGCAUAUUGUCUUUGAAGGAUUAGGAUAUAAUUUACUUGAUCAACAAUACAUUGUAACAGACUUUUAUGAUUAUAAUGGAGUUUUAAUUGGCGGAUCAACUGGUACCACUUUUAAUGGCAAUGAAACUUGUACUCAAACAUUAACAAAAGUUUUUGGUCGCGAAAAUCAAACGGAAACCGUUUGUGGAGGAGCUCUUAUUUUCGAAGAUACUUUUGAAAAUGAUAAUCAUCUUAAUCAGUCAAAAUGGAAUAUUAUUGAAAGAUUUUCUGAAUCGCCUGAUUACGAAUUUGUUGUUUAUCGAAAUUCAAAAAAGAAUGUCAACGUUGUGAAUGGAAAUUUAAAAAUUACACCGAUACUUUUAGAAGACAGUUGCGGUUUUCAUUUUGUAGAAAAUGGAAGUUUAAGUUUAAAUAAAUGUACUGGAGAUCAUGGAUCAAGAGACUGUCAACGUAAAGCACAAGGAUUUCAUAUUUUACCACCAGUUAUCUCCGGUCGGAUUGAUACGAAAAAUAUUUUUUCUUUUCAAUACGGACGAAUUGUAAUUAGAGCAAAAAUGCCACGAGGUGACUGGAUUUAUCCACUUCUAUGGCUGGAACCAAUGGACAGACAAGGAACACUCAUGGGAAAUGAUAUACUAUUUUGUUUUCAAUUGCGAGUAGCAAGUGCAAGAGGAAAUACCGAAUUGCAAUCAUCUAAUGAAGAAGAUUUAAGUGGACGCAUUCUUCGUGGUGGAUUUCUUACUCAUACCGUUUUACAUACAAAUGAUAUUUCCACUCUAAAGACAAAUGACAGUACAAAAAGUAAAAUUUCUCCACAAUUGUGGUCCGAUGAAUUUCAUCUUUUUGAAAUGGAAUGGAGACCAGAUGUAAUCAUUUCGAAAGUUGAUGGAGAAAUUUAUGGAGAGACAAAAUUUGAUUCACCAUUACAGUUGCCGUUCUACGUAACUUUGGGUGUUGCUGUUGGUGGAUACACUGAAUUUCCUGACAAUUGUAAAAAUAAAGAGUAUACAAAACCAUGGAGCAACUUUAAAUCAAAGGCACUUUUAAAUUUCUAUCGUAAACAAUCAACAUGGUUCAAUACUUGGAAAUCAGGAACAUCUUUAAAAGUGGAUUUCAUAAAAAUUUGGGCUUUGUGAUAUGAAUUCGGACCAUUUUCUUAUAUAUAAAGUAUAAUCCAUUAAAUCUCGACGAUUCAAACGUUCUUCUUUUUUCUCAUCUUUUAUUUUAAAUCUUUUCAUCGUACUUAACAUUCUAAGAGCGAUAUGGCAUUUAAUAGAAUUCUCACACAUUUUACACAUUUAAGUAUUCUUAUUUCUAAGGCUUUUAUCAUAAAUUACUUUAUGUAUUAAAAAAAAAUAUGUAUAUUUUCAGGGUAGCAAUUAUUAGAAACUGAAAAAUCAACUAUUUGUAGUUCUAUUUGACUAAUAUUAUAAUUAAAAAUUGCAAAUAAAAUACUUCUUUUCUCAUUA
This is a messenger RNA of Leptopilina boulardi, 4596 nucleotides long. Its product is annotated as xylosyltransferase oxt. Gene Ontology annotation, cellular component: membrane. The record is from RefSeq and is a predicted model, not a curated record. Gene Ontology annotation, molecular function: hydrolase activity, hydrolyzing O-glycosyl compounds; carbohydrate binding; protein xylosyltransferase activity. The transcript has 16 exons. Gene Ontology annotation, biological process: chondroitin sulfate proteoglycan biosynthetic process; carbohydrate metabolic process; heparan sulfate proteoglycan biosynthetic process. NCBI's taxonomy places the organism in Eukaryota, Metazoa, Arthropoda, Insecta, Hymenoptera, Figitidae. Bases 64 to 4263 code for a protein of 1399 amino acids.